Messenger RNA from Chenopodium quinoa (quinoa), 438 nucleotides. RefSeq lists its product as uncharacterized. The transcript has 2 exons. NCBI's taxonomy places the organism in Eukaryota, Viridiplantae, Streptophyta, Magnoliopsida, Caryophyllales, Amaranthaceae. The record is from RefSeq and is a predicted model, not a curated record. Bases 1 to 438 code for a protein of 145 amino acids.
AUGAUUGAAGAAACAAUGAAGCAAGUUAGGAUUAUCCAGGCAAACAUGAAGGCAGCUCAAGAUCAACAAAAGUCAUAUGCAGACCAUAAUAGGAGAAUAGUGGAAUUUGAAGUCGGGGAAAAGGCUUUACUUAAGGUUUUACCUACCAAGGGAGUCAUGCGUAUGUUCAUGAUCCUACCCAUGCAUGUUAUCCAACCUGAGACUAUUGAGCUAGAUGAGACCUUAACUUUUGAACAACGCCCUGUUAAGAUUCUUGAUACCAAAAUGAGAAGUACUCGAAAUAAGGCGGUAAAGUUAGUUAAAGUGCUAUGGUCUAAUCAGAAUUUUGAAGAAGUAACAUGGGAAGCUGAAUAUGAUAUGAAAAAGCGCUACCCAGAACUAUUUGACAGGUACGCUGAGUUUCGAGGUCGAAAACUCUUAAAGGGGGGUAGAAUGUAA